AUGGGAAUGCUCCAACAGCACGCUGAGCUGGUUACAGGCCAAAAAUGCACACUGAGCGAGCCCUUUUCUGCUGGGCAGUACUCGGUAUGCUUCGAGCUGGUCGCCGAGGACGAUAGCCUGAUCAUCGCCCGCGUUCGGCUACCUCGACAUCCUACUGCAUCGUCAAACGUAGCCGAAGAGGACGAGCAGUAUCAGAUUCAAUGCGAGCUAGCUACCAUGCGUUUCGUGGCACAAGGACUCCCCCAGUUGAAGGUGCCUUCUAUAUACGCCUACGAAGGCCCUGGGUCACAACGCGCACUCGACGUCGGCGCUCCCUACAUGCUCAUACAAGGCUUCUACGGCAAUUCUCUAAAUGACCUUGUCUAUGGCGAAACGGCUGAAGGUGUUUCUACUGGUUUUUACUGUCUAUCCGCGGCGAAACAGGAGCAGAUUAUAACCCAGUGGACAACAGGGCCAUUCCAAAACGCUGCUCAUUACUUCACCGCCGCUGGAAUGGGGACUUUGCGACGAGCAUCAGAGUACGACGACACUCAGGAGCAGCCAGACUUGUACAAUCUUGGUGCAACUAUCUUUCUGGAUAUUGUGCGAUACACGCCAUUAUUCGAAUCCCAUGGACCAUAUCCUCUGUGUCACAUGGACUUGCACAUGGGAAACAUUCUGGUAGAUGAUGAUUUGAACUUCAUGGCUAUCAUCGAUUGGGAGUUUGCCCAAACAGUACCAUGGCAAGUAAACUCCUAUCCGGGGCCCUUUCCACUAUGGUCAUCAGAUGAGAGUAUCGAGAAAACCCUGAACGAUCCCGAUCAUGUUGCACACAAGAAUGUGAAGCGACAUGAUGCUGCUAGGAAGCUCUAUAGCAGAAAGUUUGAUGAGGCUGCAGCCAAGUACGCAGACGGUCCAUACCCCGACGGAAGUUAUACAGAGCUUUUGGGCGGAGCAGCCUCAAGAAUUUAUGCAGCGUUUAUGGAGUUAGGGAGUGAUCCAGAGCAGGACCAGCAUCACAUCGACGAAAUGUUGCGUCUGGCAUUCGGUUUAAACGAUGGUACAAACUGGUACAUACAAAACCUAGAUAACAGAUGGAAUGAGGAUAAUUCAUUUCUGCUAGCCUAUAUUAAGUAG
This is a messenger RNA of Fusarium venenatum, 1116 nucleotides long. Lineage: Eukaryota; Fungi; Ascomycota; Sordariomycetes; Hypocreales; Nectriaceae. The record is from RefSeq and is a predicted model, not a curated record.